AUGUCUCAGGAGACACGCAAGCCCGUGACAAUAACUACCUUGCGGAGCAUGUACAGGAAGGGCGAACCAAUUGCCAUGCUCACGGCACAUGAUUUCCCCUCGGCACUUGUCGCUGAUGCAGCUGGAAUGGACGUUGUUCUCGUUGGUGACAGUUUGGCCAUGGUGUCUUUGGGGAUGAAUGAUACAAAUGCGGUUACUCUGGAUGACAUGGUUCUACAUUGUCGCAGUGUGACGAGAGCGGUCAGAUCGGCGUUUGUUGUUGGCGAUCUUCCAAUGGGAUCUUAUGAAGUGACUCCUCAGCAGGCGGUUGAAUCCGCUAUUCGCCUUGUCAAGCAAGCACAUAUUCAAGCGGUCAAACUCGAGGGAGGCGUGGACCUUGCACCUGCCAUCAAGGCGGUGACAUCUGCAGGAAUCCCCGUUGUCGCACAUAUCGGCCUGACACCUCAACGUCAGAAUGCACUGGGAGGGUUCCGUGCUCAGGGCAAGUCCGUCGCGGGCGCGCUCAAGCUCCUAGAGGAUGCCUAUGCUGUACAGGAAGCUGGUGCAUUUAUGGUUGUUCUUGAAGCCAUCCCAGCCGAGAUUGCAGCCAUAAUCACCAAGAAGUUACGCAUCCCCACUAUUGGCAUUGGUGCCGGCCAUGGGUGCUCUGGUCAAGUCCUGGUGCAGGUGGACAUGACGGGUAACUUUGCGCCAGGCCGCCAUCUCCCGAAAUUCGUCAAGAAGUUUGCCAAUGUUUGGGCUGAGGCUAAGCAGGGGAUCGAUCAAUAUCGUGCCGAAGUUAAAAGCAGACAGUACCCUGCAAAGGAGCAUACAUAUGCGAUUGAUGGGGAGCAUGUCGCUGAGUUUCAGAGACUCGUAGAUGAACAUGACUCUAAAUAA
Talaromyces atroroseus is the source of this 879-nucleotide messenger RNA. RefSeq names its product 3-methyl-2-oxobutanoate hydroxymethyltransferase. The transcript has 2 exons. The coding region runs from base 1 to 879 and encodes 292 amino acids. Gene Ontology annotation, cellular component: mitochondrion. The record is from RefSeq and is a predicted model, not a curated record. Gene Ontology annotation, molecular function: magnesium ion binding; 3-methyl-2-oxobutanoate hydroxymethyltransferase activity. Gene Ontology annotation, biological process: pantothenate biosynthetic process. NCBI's taxonomy places the organism in Eukaryota, Fungi, Ascomycota, Eurotiomycetes, Eurotiales, Trichocomaceae.